This is a messenger RNA of Nerophis lumbriciformis (worm pipefish), 795 nucleotides long. Lineage: Eukaryota; Metazoa; Chordata; Actinopteri; Syngnathiformes; Syngnathidae. The record is from RefSeq and is a predicted model, not a curated record.
GCCAUGGACGCAUUCAGCCAGCUUAUCUUCACCAUCUCGGUGACCAGCUUCUUCACCUUCCAGUGGCUCUUUCACAAAGUCAGCCCGUGGAUGUCGACGCGCAUCAGCCCGGGUUUCCUGGGCCUCAGCGACAAGCAGAAGGUGGAAUGGAACUCAAGGACAGUCUCUACUCUUCACGCUCUGGUCGUGGGAAUCUUUUGUCUUUACAUCUUGUUCUUCGAUGAAGCCGUCAACAAAGACCCAGUCUGGGGAGAUCCUACUCUAGUUAAGACUAAUGUUGCCAUUACAACAGGCUACCUCAUAUCUGAUCUGUUGCUAAUAUUUUACUACUGGAGGGCCAUAGGAGACAAGUUUUUUGUAGUGCACCAUCUGGCAGCGUUGUAUGCUUACUACUAUGUACUGGGCCAAGGCAUGUUGCCUUAUUUUGCUAACUUCCGCCUGCUCGCCGAGUUUUCGACGCCAUGCGUGAACCAGCGCUGGUUCUUUGAAGUUCUAGGUUACCCGAGAACCUCUCGACCCAACAUGGCGAACGGCAUGGCCAUGGCUCUGGUCUUUUUUAUGGUGCGCGUGGCCGUCAUGCCCGUCUACUACGGCCGCAUGUACUCGGUCUACGGCACCGAGGCGUUUUACCUGGUGCCCUACGGCGGACGCCUAGCGUGGAUCUGCUCCAGCAUCUGCUUGGACAUCAUGAACAUCAUGUGGAUGCACAAGAUCGCCCGCGGCUGCUUCAAAGUGUUGCAGUCGGCACGUCGGAGCAAAGCCGGCAGACCUCACGAGAACGGGAAAGCCGACUAA